Messenger RNA from Alligator sinensis (Chinese alligator), 2226 nucleotides. RefSeq names its product jumonji domain containing 8 (gene JMJD8). The transcript is spliced from 6 exons. Lineage: Eukaryota; Metazoa; Chordata; Crocodylia; Alligatoridae. Gene Ontology annotation, cellular component: cytoplasm. The record is from RefSeq and is a predicted model, not a curated record. The coding region runs from base 114 to 581 and encodes 155 amino acids.
GCUGCCCGCAGGCUUUCCGGGCGCUGUGCACCAGGGACCGGCUGCUGGCGGCCUUCGGGCAGCGCCGGGUGCGGCUCAGCACCGCCAACACCUACUCGUACCGCAAAGUGGACAUGCCCUUCCAGGAGUAUGUGGAGCACCUGCUGGAGCCUCAGGACCUGGACCUGCUGGGCAGCGACACACUCUACUUCUUCGGGGACAACAACUUCACCGAGUGGGGCUCCCUCUUCCAGAAGUACGUGCCCCCGCCCUUCCGCUUGCCCGGCACCACCAGUGCCUACAGCUUCGGCAUUGCUGGCUCCGGCUCAGGGGUGCCCUUCCACUGGCAUGGCCCUGGGUUCUCCGAGGUGAUCUUUGGCAGGAAGCGCUGGUUCCUGUACCCACCAGAGCACACACCUGAGUUCCACCCCAACCGGACGACGCUGUCCUGGCUGCUGGACACAUACCCGCGGCUGCCCCCUGAGGCACGGCCCUUAGAGUGCACCAUUCGCCCAGGCGAGGUCCUGUACUUCCCUGCCCGCUGGUGGCAUGCCACACUCAAUUUGGACACAAGUGUUUUUAUCUCCACCUUCCUGGGGUAGUGCUGAGCUGUGCCCUGCCCCCAUUGCUGUUGGCUCCCCACAGCUGAAGAGUCCAUGUGCUUCCUGCCCCAGAUAGAAGCUGUGAUGCUGCUGUGUUGUAGCACCCCUCUGCCCUCUUCCAUGGGCCAUUGCAAUGGAGACCUUUGUGUGAGCACCUGGAUAGGCACAGCACCUGUGUGCACUAGCCCCUUGUGAGGGGUGGGGAGUGCAGCUGUUCCAUGCUGUGGCUCAGUGGCCUGACCCUUGUCCUCAUGAAGGGUUGAAUCUCCUAAGACUAGGCGCUCACAAGCAGUGCUCCUCUGCAGCUGGACCCUACUUCAGCAUCUGUUCAUUCUUCCAUUCCUCUCUUCCCCUUGACCUGGGGCUACAUUCCAGCAGCUCCAUGACCAAAUGAGCCCAGGGGAGAGCACCUUCUCUUCUGAGCUUAGUUUAUCUUCUUGCAUGUAUUACACUGCUCCAAGUGUUUGAGCAACAAGGCCAGUUUCAAAAGGCAGCUCCUGGGGACUAGCAGACUGGAGUGCUGUCAGUGAGCAGCUUCUACCAGGGCACCUUAGCAGUGGACCAGCUCCCUAGCUUAUGGCACAUCCCAGCUAGGCAAGGGUGGGGUAAACUGGGAAGUGGGGGGGUGGGGGGGGGUGUCCCUCUGCUGAGCCUGACCUCAUAUGUGCUGUGCCCCCAGCCCCCAUGGUGCCUCCUGAAAAAGCCAAGGGACCAGCUCUUUUUGUGCAGCCACUGGCAGGGAUUUACUUACACACUGACUCAGGCAUAGGGGACAGGACUGAAUACUUGACAUUGUUUAGGUUAUUUAUUGGGGUUUUUUGCCCUGUUACUCUUUGGAUUAAAAAAAUGUAGAUGACUAUAAUCCUUGGUAUUGGCUGGCUGUCUGCUUCACCCCACCACAUGGAAAGCCAGGUUGUGUACAAAGGCACUGCCCCAGCUGUAUCCAUCUCUGCAAGUGAGACUGCCCUGCUCUAUGUAGCACCUGCCAGCACACAACACACAGCCAGCCCUCAAUCCCUGCUGUGGAGAAGGGCAACAUCAGGGUUAGCAGAGACAGGCAGCAAAGCUAGGAAGAGAUGCCAGAACUCGGCUUACACCUCAGUGCCCCUCCACCAUGAGGAACACCUUGCCACCUCCAGCAAUGCAGUUCUACAGGACCUACACAGAAAUGGAGGACAGCCGAAAGGGCUCUCCUUAAGCAUUGCUCAGGCAUGCAGGGAUGAAGUCAGGAAGGUCAAAGCACAAUUGGAGUUGCAGCUAGCAAGGGAUGUGAAGGGUAACAAGAAGGGUUUUUGCAAGAAUCAGCAGCAAGAGGAGGAUCAGGGAAUGCAUGGGUCCCUUGCUGAAUUGGGGAGGCAACUGGUGACAGAGAAUGCAGAAACGGCUGAAGUGCUCAAAGCCUUUUCCGCCUUAGCCUUCACAGGCAAGGGCAGCUCCCAGACUACUAUGGUAGGCAGCAGUUUGGGGAGGAGAUGAGCAGCCCUCAGCAAUGAAAGAACAGGUUAGGGACCACCAAGAAAAGAUGGAUGUGAACAAGUCCAUGGGUCCAGAUGAGAUGCACCCAAGGGUGCCAAGGAACUUGGCUGAUGUGAUUGCAGAGCCAUUGGUCACCAUCUUUGAAAACUCAUGGCAAUCAGGAGAGCUC